Molecule: messenger RNA, 1268 nt
Organism: Fusarium oxysporum Fo47
Lineage: Eukaryota; Fungi; Ascomycota; Sordariomycetes; Hypocreales; Nectriaceae
Exons: 2
Coding region: 345-1226 (293 amino acids)
Cellular component (GO): intracellular anatomical structure
Molecular function (GO): oxidoreductase activity, acting on NAD(P)H, oxygen as acceptor
Source: RefSeq, a predicted model, not a curated record
CCCCUCUUUCAGCCCUGGAAAUACUGUAUCUUAGCGAAAACCACGACUGUCGUAUUGAUAUGUGACAACCUCCGGCUACAAUUACCUCGUCGAAUCAACCAGGAAUAAGUCUUCAAAACCCAAUUCGAGACACAUCAUUCUUCGCAUCGACCUUCCAUUUGGACGCCACGACGGUAAUGCUUGACUCAACAUGUCUUCGGCGCCUCCAGAAAUGGAUAUCCGUCGAUGGUAUAUCCUGACGUGCUUGCGUCUCCAAAACUCUUCUAUCCCGGCAGCUUCGAUCCUUUUCUUCAAUUACCAUUCUUUUACGACCUCGUUGAUACCCAUACAACUUCACCAUCACAAUGGCUCCCGCUAUCGUUUCCGACAUUGAGCUCCCGGCCCAUGUGCCCGAGACCAGAGGAACACCCGCCUCAAAAGCAUCAACGUCCAAGCUCUUCUCUCUGGAAAACAAGACUGUCGCUAUCACAGGCGGAGCUCGCGGUCUGGGUAUCACACUUGCCAUUGCUGUCGUCGAAGCCGGCGGUAGCGUAGCUUGCCUCGAUAUUCUCGAGGAGCCAUCACCAGCUGAGUGGGCACAGCUCAACAAGAUCGCCACAGCGAACAAGGCUUCUGUCUCAUACCGAAAAUGCGACGUCACAGAAGAGCAGUCCGUCGAGACAGCGAUGAAGGAGAUCGCUGCUGAGGCUGACCAGUCUGGAGCGCCUUUCUGGGGAACAAUUGCUUGUGCCGGCAUCCAGCAACAAAUUGCUGCGCUGGACUACCCAGCUGCCGACUUUGACCGUAUCCUACGAGUCAAUGUAACCGGUGUUUUUAACACUUGCAAGUAUGCUGCACGCGUUCUGCGAGAGAAGAACAGCCCUGGAAGCAUCGUCAUUAUUGGAAGCAUGUCAGGCAAUAUUGCUAACCGAGGCCUCUCUUGCACAGCUUACAACUCCAGCAAGGCUGCUGUUCAGCAAAUGUGUCGAUCGGUCGCUCAAGAAUGGGGUCAGUACGGUAUUAGAGUCAACACGUUGUCUCCCGGAUACAUUAGAACUGCCAUGACGGAUCAGUUGCUUCAAGAGAACCCUGAGGUUGAGAAAACAUGGAUGGCGGGUGCGUUGUUGGGUCGCCUUGGUGCCCCUGAAGACUUCAAGGCCCCAGCUGUAUUCCUGCUGUCUGAGGGUGCUUCCUUCGUUCAUGGAACGGAUUUGAGGGUCGAUGGAGGACAUUGCGCAUCUGCAUGAUUGAUUAGAGCGUUCGUUAAUAUGAGAAACUUUACGAUUUGA